AUGAUGCGAUUUUCCCUCGGCGAAGUUAAGGAUGUCAUCGAAGCAGCACUGGAAUGCAACAUUUUUUACUUUGACGAUAAGUUCUACAAGCAAAAACAAGGCCUUGCCAUAGGUCAUCGCAUGGUACUUGUAUUAGCGGUCAUCGUCUUUCACCACAUCGAGAAGUCAUCAUUAACUAGUGGAAAUUUGCUCUACAAACGUUAUAUUGGUGACGUAUUCAUUGUCGAAACGACGGAAGAAGAUUUUGUGGAAACAUUGAAGAGACUUAAGUUUCACGAUGCUAACAUAACCUCCACCAGGGAAGAUCUGGGGAGAGAUGGAUUCCUUCCAUUCUUCAGUGCGAAGACACAAAUUAGUGAAGGACAUAAGGAACACCUGUGGUAUAGAAAAAGUGCUCCGCCGAACAGAUUGUUGCAUUCUAGGAGCGCAUGUCCUAUUUAUACGGAGGCACACGUCGUGCAGAAUCUUUUAAAAACGAAGGAGAAGCUUUGGUUGCUAAGGGAUUAA
Haemonchus placei is the source of this 507-nucleotide messenger RNA. The record is from the annotation of a GenBank genome assembly. NCBI's taxonomy places the organism in Eukaryota, Metazoa, Nematoda, Chromadorea, Rhabditida, Trichostrongylidae.